AUGGCCUUCGUUUCCUCUUGGAAGGGUCUGCGCUUUGAUGCGUCUGCGCCGACGACUUGGCGCCCUGCAGUGGCGACUGCGCACGCUCGAAAGCAUGCAUCGCUGCUGUCCCCGCGUGCAUGGAGCGUCUCGCGUUCGAGACGCUCUUUCGUCGUGUGUGCGGUCUCUGAUCAGGCGUCUGGCGUGGGGCAGGUCGUUCCUCUCGUAGAUUUGCGGGGGAAGCGAGCGCUCAUCACAGGGAUAGCGAACCAGCGCUCGAUCGCGUACGGCAUUGCGCAGCAGCUGCGGCGAGCGGGUGCCGAACUCGGUGUGACGUACCUGCCGGUUAAUGAGCGGGCCGAAAGCAAAGUAUCGAAACUAGUAGAGCCAUUGGGGGCGAGUUUUCUGCAUCCUUGCGACGUGCAGUCACGUUCCGACCUGGAAGGCCUCUUUGAAACAGUCAAGCAAAAGUGGGGCGGCCUCGAUCUUCUCGUGCAUUGUUUAGCGUUUGCGAACCGUGAAGAUCUCGAAGGCAACUUUAGUGAGACAUCUAGAAACGGGUUCAGUGUGGCACUCAGCGUAAGCACCUAUUCAUUGAUCGAGAUGUGUGGAUUGGCGAAACCGCUCUUUCGCCCUGGAGGAUCGGUCGUGACCCUCAGUUAUCUCGGCGCUGAGCGCGUUGUGCCGAACUACAACAUCAUGGGAGUCGCCAAGGCAGGUCUCGAAUGUUCUGUCCGGUACCUCGCUGCAGAGUUAGGCCCAGCCUGCGGCGUACGAGUGAAUGGGAUCUCGGCGGGACCCAUUAGAACCCUUGCGUCGUCAGCCAUAGGCGGAAUCACGACCAUGAUUCGCAAUGUGGAGCAGAACGCACCGCUGCGCCGCACGGUCACCCAAGAAGAGGUAGGGAAAACAGCCGCAUUCCUGCUCAGUGAUGCGGCCUCGGGAAUAACUGGCCAGAUUCUAUACGUCGAUUCUGGGUAUGUGAUCAUGGGAUCACCGACUUUUGAGUCACCUGCGUAG
This is a messenger RNA of Cyanidioschyzon merolae strain 10D, 999 nucleotides long. RefSeq names its product enoyl-[acyl-carrier-protein] reductase [NADH]. Bases 1 to 999 code for a protein of 332 amino acids. Gene Ontology annotation, molecular function: enoyl-[acyl-carrier-protein] reductase (NADH) activity. Gene Ontology annotation, biological process: fatty acid biosynthetic process. The record is from RefSeq and is a predicted model, not a curated record. NCBI's taxonomy places the organism in Eukaryota, Rhodophyta, Bangiophyceae, Cyanidiales, Cyanidiaceae. The transcript has a single exon.